This is a messenger RNA of Sus scrofa (pig), 1479 nucleotides long. RefSeq names its product small ribosomal subunit protein uS2-like. Gene Ontology annotation, molecular function: structural constituent of ribosome. NCBI's taxonomy places the organism in Eukaryota, Metazoa, Chordata, Mammalia, Artiodactyla, Suidae. Gene Ontology annotation, cellular component: small ribosomal subunit; ribosome. The record is from RefSeq and is a predicted model, not a curated record. Gene Ontology annotation, biological process: translation.
AUGACUUUGAGCGUGCAGUUCUCGGGUAACACGGACGGCAUGGCCCUCCGGGUUUCUUCAAAAGGUCAUUGCACAUUCCACCCAGUGUGCUCCUUCAGAGAGUCCAUUAAAUUGAAUAGAGGCAGCAUGUGUAGAACCUUACAAGGGACAGGAAGGAGCUCACCAAAGCCCAGAGUCAUGCAGAAAAGCGAUUCUAACGCAGCAAACCAACCAACCCAGAAACACAACAGAGGCUGGAUUCAGCCUAUCCUCCACUAUCUACAUGUCAUGAAAAUAGAUCGGCCCGACCUCUACCCUCAACUCCAGACUCACACACUCAACUGUGGGUCUGACAAGUCCAUUGCGCAUCCUUCUGGCCUGUUAGACCCAAAACAAGAGCAUCGCCCAAGACUUCUCACAGAUGCCCCCAUCUCGACCAUCAGUUCAAGGAGUGUAGGGACAGUGUCUGCCUUGUUUAUGGACCCUUUCUCUAGUGCAGUGCCGGGGACAUCGUUUUCCACAUAUCUAUUACCUGAGUUGACAAUUUCCGUAAUAGUUAACACUUUUGGCAUGGUCAGAUAUUUAAAUUUUAGCCAUUCUGAUGGGAGUGGUCUUCAGUUGCCAUCCACAGCCCUUGAUGUCCUGCAUAUAAAGGAAGAGGAUCUCAAGUCCUUUGCAGCAGGAAUCCACUUAGGUGGCACUGACCUUGACUUCCAAGUGGAACAGUACAUCUAUAAAAGGAAAAGUAAUGGCCUCUACAUCAUAAACCUGAAGAGAACCUGGAAGAUGCUUCUGUUGGCAGCUCAUGUCAUUGCUGCUAUGGAAAACCCAGCUGAUAUCAGUGUCAUAUCCUCCAGGAACACUGGCCAAGGAGCUGUGCUGACGUUUGCUGCUGCCACUGGCUUCUUCCCUCCUGGAACCUUCGCUAACCAGAUCCAGGCAGCUUUCCGGGAGCCAAGACUUCUGGAGGUUACCAAUCCCAGGGCUUCCCACCAGUCUCUCCUAGAGGCCUCUUGCAUUCGCCUGCCUGCCAUUGCUCCGUGUAACACAGACUCUCCUCUGCGUUAUGUGGACAUUGCUAUCUCAUGCAACAACAAGGGAGCAUGGGACAUGAUGAUGCUCACCUGGGAGGUUCUGAGCAUGCUCUGUGCCAUCUCCUGUGAACACCCACAGGAGGUCAUGCCUGAUCGCUGCUUCUUGGGAGAUCUUGAAGAGGUUAAAAAGGAGGAGCAGGCAGCAGCUGAGAAAGCUGUGACCAAGGAGGAAUUUCAGGGUAAAUGGACGGCUCCAGCUUCUGAGUUCACUGCUAUUCAGCCUGAGGUGGCAGACUGGUCUGAAGGCAUGCAGAUGCCCCCUGCACCUGUCCAGCAGUUCCAACUGCGGAGGAGCCCUCAGCCUGCCGCUGAAAACUGGUCUGCAGCUCCCCCUGUUCAGAUCACUGUAUGAAUGGGAACAUCCACAAUGGUCUUAGCUGUUCUUCCACAAACUCUUAAUGUGUAA